CUUUGAAAACCCAGCAAACAAACACAACCUAGUUAAUGAUUUCCAUGACUUUUAAACCUUGUUCAUUUUCAUGGUACAUAAGAAUUUCUUAAGAGCUCAGAAUCUCUUGGUGUAUAUAACCAUAAUGUGCCCCUAACAUUUCACAAUCAAACCAAACCAAACCAAACCGAACUCAGAAGAGAUGCCGGGGUUUUGUUUUAGCCAGGCGGUGGCUCAUGUUAGAGCCCGCUCGCCUAUUCAACCAUACAAGAAGUCGGUCCAUCUAAUGGCGGGCGAUGACACAACCGAGUUUUCUAGCAAAAACAGCACGGAGAUGAGGUUCAACGGUAAGGAUCAGAGGCCAGAAGGUGAAUGUAGGGAUAAUAACAGAGUCAUGGUUGUGGUUGAUAUGAGCAUUGAAGCAAAAGGUGCUCUGCAAUGGGCACUCUCUCACACUGUUCACACCCAGGAUACCAUUAUUCUCCUCCUUGUAACCAAGCCCUUCAAACAAGGUGAAACCUCCUGCAACUGCGAACUCGAUCAAAGGGCAUACGAGCUUCUUUGCUCCAUGAAAAAUAUGUGCCAGACAAGGAGACCCGGGGUGCAAGUGGAGAUAGUAGUGCAAGAAGGGAAUGAGAAAGGAGCAGUAAUUGUUGAAGCAGCCAAGCAGCAGAAGGCUUCUUUGCUGGUGUUGGGGCAAAGGAAACGAACGGUGAUGUGGCGGGUGCGUACUAUGUGGUCGGGGAAAAGGGCUCAGAAGUCGAAGGUUGUGAGCUAUUGUAUUCAGAAUGCAGGCUGCAUGGCAAUUGCAGUGAGGAGGAAAAGCCGGAAACAUGGAGGGUACCUGAUCACCACUAAGCGUCACAAGGAUUUCUGGCUUUUGGCAUAGUGGAAGUGAUAACAAAGUGAAAGUUUGAGGUUAUUGUAACUCCAUUUUGUAGGGAAUAUAUAUAUAUAUAUAUAGUUUGUUUUCUCCAUUGAAAUUCCCCAAGCUCACACAUCUGGUGUCAAGGCAUCAGAGUUGCUGCACAAGAUAGAAGAACAGAGUUUUAUCAGUUUCUAUAACCAAAGAUUAAGCUAGUAGUGAGAAUACACAAUUGCUAUUUUAUAUUUA
This is a messenger RNA of Ipomoea nil (Japanese morning glory), 1093 nucleotides long. RefSeq lists its product as uncharacterized. The transcript is spliced from 3 exons. The record is from RefSeq and is a predicted model, not a curated record. Lineage: Eukaryota; Viridiplantae; Streptophyta; Magnoliopsida; Solanales; Convolvulaceae. Bases 182 to 868 code for a protein of 228 amino acids.